Molecule: messenger RNA, 2167 nt
Organism: Colletotrichum acutatum
Lineage: Eukaryota; Fungi; Ascomycota; Sordariomycetes; Glomerellales; Glomerellaceae
Product: carboxypeptidase
Exons: 2
Coding region: 254-1870 (538 amino acids)
Biological process (GO): proteolysis
Molecular function (GO): zinc ion binding; metallocarboxypeptidase activity
Source: RefSeq, a predicted model, not a curated record
AUCAACCGUCGACUACGGAAUGAGAUCAGCCAAGCCAACGGUCAUGUCAGGAACCGUUUCCCGCCACGCGUUGAUGAGCCAUUUUGCGCUGCGUGAUGCUACGCUGCCCCAGCGCGACUUUGGUGCCUUGUGAGAAUAAGAGGGCUGUGAAAAGGGACGAAGCUGCCCGUCUCUUAGGGCAAUUCUGUUAGAUCCUGGCGCUGUUUCGUUCUGGUACUGCAAGGCCCAUCACAACCUUACGUUGUCCAACACAAUGGUUGCUACAUUUCGCCUAAGCCUGCUUGGCUUGUCUCUACUCUCGUCUGUCCAGGCGGCCAAGUACGGGUACAACCACGUAACUGUGCGCAAGGAUACGGACAUUGUCGCCGCCAAUUUCAAGGAUAUCGAGGGCGUCGACUUGCUGUCGCCUGCAUUCUUGACCCCGGAGACGAUUCCUGCAGGCUUCUCUGACGGCACACAAGGCCCGACAGAUGACGACCUUCUUGACUCUUUUGUUCAAGACUUGGCCGACAAGAACGACUGGUUGACUUACAACAAAGCCAACUUCACUUCGGAGGAAGGCCGCCCGUUUCCUUACCUUCACUUAUCUUCGACAAAGCUGUCUCGUAGAGUUUCGAACUCGACUGGCAAGGUCCGGGUUUGGGUUCAAGGUGCCGUCCAUGGCAACGAGCCAGCCGGCGAUCAAUCACUCUUGGCCCUCCUCGGGGCCCUAGAUGCGAACCAGACAUGGGCCGCGUCGCUCCUCGAGAAGCUUGAUAUCGUCAUUCUGCCCCGGUACAACCCCGACGGUGUUGGCUACUUCCAGCGCACCCUGGCCACCAACUACGAUCCCAACCGCGAUCACGUUAAGCUUGCCCGCAAGCAAACCCGCGACAUUAAAACCCUCUUUGGCGAGUUUGCUCCCCACGUCGCCAUCGACAUGCACGAGUACAGCGCGACUGCUCGCUACGGAAGCUACUACCACGCCGCCGACGGCCUCUUCUCCGCCGCCAAGAACCUCAACAUCCACCCGGACAUCCGCACGCUGUCUGAGGAGGUCUUCGCCAAGAACAUUGGCUCGGACAUGGAGGCCCGGGGUCUGCGCUGGGAGCCGUACGUGACCGGCUCCACGAGCACCAACCCGGCGUUCAAGCCCACCUUCGCCGAGGCCGGCUCGGACGCAAAGAUUGGUCGCAACGCCAUGGGCCUUACGCAGUGCGUCACCUUCCUCAUCGAGAUGCGCGGCAUCUUCCUCGCGGACCAGGAAUUUCAGCGCCGUACCGUGGCCGGCCUGACCAUGGCAUCGAGCAUCCUCCAAACCGCCGCCAACAACGCUGAGAAGGUCUACACGACCAUCGAGUCCUCCAUCGCCGACUUUGCCUCCUCCACCUCGGAGAUCAUCGUCACGGACUUCUCGCCGCUCGUCCAGCGCACGUUUAAGAUGGUCAACAUCAACAACGGCUCCGUCACCGACGUACCCAUCAAUUUCCGCUCCACCACGCCCGUGACGGCCAACAUCACCCGCGCCCGCCCCGAAGCCUACCUCAUCCCCGUCGCCUGGACCGAUCUCGCAGAGCGUCUGCGCGUGUCUGGUCUGGAAGUCGAGACGCUGAGCGAGCCCUAUGUCGGCACCGUGGAGGCUUACGACAUCACGUCGGCCGUGUUUGAGACGGAGUACUACGAGGGCGUCGUGCGCGCUGCCGUGACGACGGAGGCUCUGACCAGGGAGGUGGAUUUGCCUGCUGGCAGCUUCCUCGUCAGCACGAGGCAGAAGAAUGCUGCUCUUGCGUUUGUGGCGCUGGAGCCGGAGAAUAUUGAUUCGUAUGCUAGUUUUAACAUUGUUCCUGUUGAGGCUGGGGAUGAGUACCCCAUCUACAGGGUGCUGGCAUGACUGCGCCAACUGAGAUGAUAGAUACAUUAUUAAUGCAGCUACUGAAUGCUAAAUCAUCAUUGUAAACAUUACCAAAAAAAAAGGGCCCCUUUUGUUGAGAACAUACUACAUCACGCCUCAAUUUUCCUCCGCCACUCAAUCACCCCAACAUCCUCCCUCCCCGUCAUAAAUCGCACCCCGCAGCGCAACAACUCCGCCAGCAUCUCCAUCUCUUCUUCGUCCCGCGGGCCGUAGACCAUGAGAUACGAGUCGGCCAGAUGUAACCUGUUUGCCAGGAACGAACCCUUGGGCAGCGAG